This is a messenger RNA of Gossypium raimondii (Peruvian cotton), 2236 nucleotides long. RefSeq names its product protein HIGH CHLOROPHYLL FLUORESCENCE PHENOTYPE 173, chloroplastic. Lineage: Eukaryota; Viridiplantae; Streptophyta; Magnoliopsida; Malvales; Malvaceae. Gene Ontology annotation, cellular component: chloroplast stroma. The coding region runs from base 120 to 2117 and encodes 665 amino acids. The transcript has 17 exons. Gene Ontology annotation, biological process: NADH dehydrogenase complex assembly. The record is from RefSeq and is a predicted model, not a curated record.
UUCAAAUAUCAAAACUAUCAAUCUACACUUGCACAACGCCAACCUUUUGAUCUUUGAACCUUCUUCCAGUCUCUAGUUGUAAAUUCUUUUUUUUUAACUGUGUAACCCACUGUCAAGAAAUGGAAAGUUGUUUUUCUACAACAAUAUCAUCAUCAUCAUCUCCCUUCUCCAUCUUCAGUAUUCAGGGUUCUUCAUCAAAUGUUGGUAGAAAAUUUUCUAAGAGUUGUAUGCAUCCUCAGCUUCUCUCCUGUCAACUUCCUAAACCAUUUCUUCAACUUAAUGGCAGACCUAAGUAUCGUCUUAACCAACGAAGGUCCGCUUAUUUAUCUUCUGCAACGUACAAAGAUCCUAUAUCUGCUGAAAAACAGGGUUGGGAUUUGGGGAGAUUUUUUAAAACGUUAUACUUUUUCAAUGGACCACCUUCUCCUGCUAAGAUUGUUGAAUUUAUAAUUGAGAAAUUAUCCGGUUCAUCGCCCGAAGAAUCAGAGAAGAAAAUGGGAACUUCUGACUACGUUUUGGUAGUUGGAGCUACUGGGGGUGUAGGUAGGAGAGUGGUUAACAACUUAAGGAAGAAAGGGUUGCCUGUUAAAGCAUUGGUUAGGAAUGAAGAGAAAGCAAGAAAGAUGCUCGGUCCCGAUAUUGAAUUGAUUGUCGGAGACAUUACAAAGGAGAGCACACUCGUUGCUCAGUACUUCAAAGGAGUGAAGAAAGUCAUAAAUGCUGCUUCUGUCAUUAUUGGCCCAAAGGAAGGGGACACUCCUGACCGAGCAAAAUACAGUCAAGGAGUCAAGUUUUUUGAACCAGAGAUAAAAGGUGAUUCACCUGAAAUGGUUGAGUACAUUGGAAUGAAAAACUUGAUUAAUGCUGUGAGGGAGAGUGUCGGACUACGAACAGGGAAACUGCUUUUUGGAAUUGAAGAUCAGCUUUCAAAAGAACUUGAUUGGGGCGCUUUAGAUGAUGUUGUAAUGGGAGGUGUUAGUGAAAGUACAUUUCAGAUUGAUCGGACUGGUGGUGAAGGUGGUAAACCAACAGGGCUUUUCAAAGGCAUUGUUUCAACGGCAAACAAUGGUGGGUUUACUAGUAUCAGAACAAAGAACUUUUCCUCCCCAGUGGAUCUUAAAGCAUAUGAUGGUUUUGAGUUGCGCUUAAAGGGUGAUGGUCGUCGGUAUAAACUAAUUGUUCGCACUAGCACUGAUUGGGAUACGGUGGGUUAUACAGCAAGCUUUGACACCAUUGGAGGCCAAUGGCAGUCUAUUCGUUUGCCAUUCUCUUCACUGAGGCCUGUAUUUCGAGCACGGACUGUAUCUGACGCUCCACCAUUCAAUCCAAGUAAUGUCGUAUCAUUUCAGCUCAUGUUCAGCAAGUUUGAAUAUGAUGGGAAACUGAAUCCCACUUUUGUAGAAGGACCUUUUGAGCUUCCACUCUCUACCAUAAAAGCAUACAUAAAGGAUCCUAUCACUCCCAGGUUUGUACACGUGAGCUCUGCAGGAGUUACUAGACCGGACAGGCCUGGCAUUGACCUGAGCAAACAACCUCCUGCUGUGCGCUUGAAUAAGGAAUUGGAUUUUGUCUUAACAUUCAAGUUGAAGGGUGAGGAUUUGAUACGAGAGAGUGGAAUUCCUUAUACAAUUGUAAGGCCUUGUGCAUUAACUGAAGAACCUGCUGGAGCUGAUCUCGUUUUUGAUCAAGGAGACAAUAUAACGGGAAAGAUAUCAAGAGAAGAAAUUGCUCUCAUAUGCAUUGCUGCCUUGGAAAGCCCAUAUGCAUGUGACAAGACAUUCGAGGUUAAAAGUGUGGUUCCAUUUAGUGAACCAUUCACAGUGGACCCUGAAAACCCACCCCCAGAGAAGGACUACAAUAUUUAUUUCCAAACGUUAAAAGAUGGCAUUACAGGGAAAGAAAGUUUGGGACAAAGUGCCAUUGCAAAAAGCACUUCUUGGAACAGGGGGAGACCAGAGUCCACUCUUGGUAUAAUCGAAGUUGAAUUCAGACACAUCAAAGAACUUGUCAAGAAGGCGGUCGGAUACAGAUUUAGAAACCACUUGAACCUUAACAGGAGAUGCCUCAACCAAAUCACAAGAAGAUGGAGACGAAAUAACUUCAGAUUCAGAGUUUGACAUUGAUUUUUUUUUGUUUCUCCAAAAAGAAAAUAAUGAUAAUGAUAAUGAUGAUAGCUUAAGCUUGGUCAAGGUUGUUAGAAGGAGAUAAUGGUUUUAGUGACAAAGACAUGUAUGGC